This is a messenger RNA of Parnassius mnemosyne (clouded apollo), 603 nucleotides long. The record is from the annotation of a GenBank genome assembly. NCBI's taxonomy places the organism in Eukaryota, Metazoa, Arthropoda, Insecta, Lepidoptera, Papilionidae.
AUGUUAUUCCUCUAUUUAUUGAGUAUUUUGUCACUCACAGUCCAAGCAGUGUUUGUUACAAUGGCAAUUGCUGCCGGUCUCUAUUAUUUGGCAGAAGUAGUAGAGGAGUACACAGUAAUGGCAAAAUACAUAAUUUCUUGGAUGAUUAUUGUGACAGCAGCUAUCCAUGUGGGUCUAAUCAUAUUUGAGGACAUUCCCCUUCAUCUGAACAUAAUGGGACUGAUACAGCAGCUCCUUCACGGGGCGCUGAUCCGUGACUUCCCUGUGGUCAAAGUGACAAGUGUAACAUUUAUUCUGGCCGUAGCCAACCUGGUGCUGCACCAUUAUAUGGCCUUUAUGUACUUCGGAAAUGUGUACUAUAGUUUUUCGGAAGUGCUGGCAUACUUCACGCUGUGCUUGUGGGUGGUGCCAUUUGCACUGUUUGUAUCUCUAUCAGCCAACGACUACGUGCUGCCUACAACGGGAGAGAAGCAACCACUGUUGGGCGAUAACAACGUUGUUACAGAUUAUUUAUCUCGUAAGGGGAAACCAUACAGCCUCCUAUCAUUCUUCAGCUUCGCAAAAGACUCGAUACUUCCGCAGAGAAGUAAGAAGUCGUUCUGA